CUCACGAUAGUUAUUAUUUAUUUUUGAUUUAGGAAACUACCCAAUUUUAUGUAUCUUUGUGUUAAUUUUAGGACGACGCUAGUAUUUGGUGGUUUGACGUUUUCUUAUUUAACAGUCACUUUUAUAUUAUUGAAAACAGCGCUGCAUACUAUAUUUGAAUACAGAGUAAAAUUAGUAUUUAGGGAACAACUUGUAGUAGCUGCUCUGAUACUAUCUUGUAUGUUACUUAGCAUGAUUUAUGCAACAAAUGGCGGCAUAGCGCUGUUGGAGAGUGUGAAUGCCGUUAUGACAGGAAUUGGGACGCCGUUUGUAAUACUUCUAGAACUAAUCAGUUUGUUGUACGUGUAUCGAAGCCAUGACUUCCAAUCUGACAUGAAUGUGGCCACGGAGGAAAAUGCUUGUUCGUCGCGUAUAGGAAUACAGUGGCAAACUGUCCCUUUUAUAGCAGUGGUCACUAUUGUUAUAAAACUGACAAGGUUGUCGAAAGCAGAAAUACCCUCUCAAUAUAUGAGUCUAGCAGCCGUUCCAAUAGUGUUCUUGAUAUUAGCCGUACCGCUGCGCGCAGCUCACAACGGUUAUACGUUCCUGCACCAACCACGAGUUGGCUGACUUAUCUUAUUAAUAUAAU
Molecule: messenger RNA, 628 nt
Organism: Spodoptera exigua (beet armyworm)
Lineage: Eukaryota; Metazoa; Arthropoda; Insecta; Lepidoptera; Noctuidae
Source: the annotation of a GenBank genome assembly